GCGAAACCAGUUGACGGCGAGCCGUGCGAGCAGACGGUCGUGUUGUUGUCGCAAGUGGCAACAAACUGUUUGGCAAAACACAUAGUGUCGCAUUGUGAAAUCCAAGCAACACACACACAUCGCCCUGAUCACAAUUAUUAUCGUCAUCAUUAUCAGCAGCAUAAUCAUCAUUUUCGUAUCGCAAGAAACUGCAGUUGAGUAGUGUGAAGUGUGCAACGCAUGACAAGAAACGAAAAGGAUUUAGUUGCAGCAUCUCGUAGCUGCCUGUCGAAACUGUCAAUUGCCAUUAAGUAUCAAGGAUAUCGUUUUUGGCUAUCAGGAUAUAGUACACGCCGCAUUAUCCUGCCAAAACGCAAACAUAAACACAACUCGGACUUGAACUUAAAUACGUCGUCCAUCUCGCUCACGCUGACGCUCUCUCGCUCGCUAUCGCUAUUUCUAUCUCUGUCGUCGUCAUCGCCGUUGUCGUCGUGGUCGUCGCCGUUGUCCUCGUCGCCAAGUGACGUGCAACAUUUAGUUGUUGUUUGUGUGAGUCAGUAGUGAGUGUGUGUCAACCACGUUGUGGUCUUUCUCGGUUCCUGGCAAGAGUUACCCAACAACAAAACCCUCCACCGGUUCCGCGUGUGCAUAGUUCCCCCCGUGAGUGUGUGUCUUUGUUUGUAUGUGUAUAGUUUGUGCGGUUUCCUCGCAUUGUCCUUCUCCGCCUUCGCCUCCGCCUCCGAGUCCACCUCGCCACCAUCGGGAGAGAGUGUGUGUGUGUCGCUGCUGCUGGCAAGUGGCCGCCUUUGUUGCAUGGCAACACUUGGCUAAUCGAUGAGGUGCCGAAAAAACGGACACACACACCCACAAGGAUAACACAAGGAUAAUGACCCAAACCGAUUUGUUUACAAAUUGAAAACAUGCAACACGAAAUUGCUGUUGGAAAAAUGUGAGAAGCCAGCUGGAAAAAAAGUGGAAAUAAUAUCACCAGCAACAGCAGCAAAAGAACGAAACGGAUACGGAAAGAGGAAAAGAAAAGAAAUAAAACCUAAUAAUACAUCGUAAUAAUAAUAAUAAUAAGUGAGAAGGGGACAGUGCAAAGACAUUCCCCCUAGUUGGCCAGUGGCCAGUAGAGAAAGAAGAAAUACGAUUCCGAUGCAAGGCACUGCAGACUGCAUCCUCAAUAAUGUCGGACAAUAAAAGCAACUAAAGAAGCAUUCAAGUGCAAAAAAGAAACGCAAGGGGUUCUAGAUGAAAUGAACAAUUGCCGAGCAAACAAUGCAAACUAAUAAAGCACUAGAGCGAAUUUUUUAUGCAAAUAGCAACAGCAACAGCAACAACAACAACAACAAGCAAAUAAAAGACACACAACAGCAGCACCAGCAGCAGCAGCAGCUAGAAGACGGCAACAACAGCAGCAGCAGCAGUAGAAGCAUCAAUCAAACGCGCCACGGGGCGUAUGAUUAACAAAGUUUAAGGAAUUUUCUGCAAAAUGGAGCGAGAGAAAUUGCAAAGUGAAAUGUGCCGCAGACGUGAUUUAAUUAAUAAAUGCAUUAAAUAUGCAAAGACGACAACAGCAACAACAUCAACAUCAACAACAACAUUAACAGCAUCAGCAGUAUCAGCAGAAGCUGAAGCAACAGGAGCAGCAACCACUCCACUGACGGCGAAUGGUGCAACAACCACUGGACCCACUCUGGAGUUGGCCACGAAGCCAUUAACGGACUUGCAACGAAACCACCUGCUAAAGAUGCCAACAACUACAGCAACAGCAACAACAAGAGCCACAGCAACAAACACAAUAGAAAAACCAACAACAAAUUGUGCAAACUCAGCAGCAGAAGCAGCAGCAGCUACAGCAACAACACAUCGCCACGGCAUCGUCAGGACAUUAAGGACAUUAGCAAAGAGCUGGACUGGACAGUCGGGUCCACUGCUAUUGACGGUCUGCCUCAGCCUGCUGGUGUGCGGCAGUCAAGCGGGUUUCGCUUGCCUCAGCAAUCCGUGUGUAUUUGGCGUCUGCAUCGAUGGCCUGAACAGCUCGUAUUCGUGUUACUGCAUUGACGGCUACACAGGGAUCCAGUGCCAAACGAAUUGGGACGAAUGCUGGUCGGGACCCUGUCAAAACGGCGGCACAUGUGUGGAUGGCGUUGCCUACUACAAUUGUACGUGUCCGGAAGGAUUUUCUGGGUCAAAUUGUGAGGAAAAUGUGGACGAAUGCAUGUCAAAUCCAUGUCAGAAUGGCGGACUGUGCCGCGACCGUAACAAUGGCUACACCUGCACCUGCCAGCCGGGCUAUCUGGGUGAUCACUGUGAGCUGGAUGUUGCCGUCUGUGACACGGGCACCGGUGCACGUUGCCAGCAUGGAGGCGAAUGCAUCGAAGGUCCCGGAUUAGAGUUUACGUGCGAGUGUCCAGCCGGUUGGCACGGCCGCAUUUGUCAGGAGGAGAUCAAUGAAUGCGCCUCGGCACCUUGUCAAAACGGCGGCGUUUGCGUCGACAAGCUGGCUGCCUAUGCUUGUGCCUGCCCCAUGGGCUAUACGGGCGUCAACUGCGAGGAGGAGAUACUUAUCUGUGCCGACAAUCCCUGCCAGAAUAAUGCGCUCUGCUUGAUGGAGGAGAAUGUGCCCACGUGUUAUUGUGUGCCCGACUAUCACGGCGAGAAGUGCGAAUACCAAUACGACGAAUGUCAGCUGGGUCCGCGUUGCAUGAAUGGAGGAGUUUGCAUCGAUGGCGUCGAUACCUUCUCCUGCUCCUGUCCUCCACUACUCACGGGCAUGCUCUGCGAGUGUUUGAUGGUGGGCGAAGAGUCACUUGACUGCAAUUACACCGCGCCAGCGACAUCGGCUCCUCCAGCGGUGCCCGCAACGCCAGCACCGCCACCUACUACACUGGCGCCACCUACAGUGCGUCCAGUUACACCGCCAGAGACAACGCUGCCGCCCAGCGCACCACCAGCCGCACCGGCAGCCAUUGAAACCACCACAACAGCGCCAGUGCCAGCGGUGCAAACCACAGUAGCUUCCUCGGCUUCGGCUUCCUCCGAGGAGAACUCUGUCGAGUCGCGAGUGACAGCGGCGCCGCCGGAGAGCGACAGUCAUGUGGUUGACAACGAACCGACUACCCUAAGACCACCACCACCAACUGCACCACAACCUGAGGCCACAGAAGAACCACAGCCAGCAGCUAUACCCACGACCCAACCACCAGCCGUAAGCAUUGCAUCCAGCUCGUCCUCGUCCGAGGAGAGUCACAGCAUCUAUACGACGUUGCCGCCAUUGCCCGCACCGGGAGUAACUUCCUCUUCAGCGGAAUCCUCCUCCGAGGUCGUUACCUCCGAGGAAUACACGACAGUGCGACGCUUUGACAGCGACAGCGGCAGCAGCGGCGCCAGUAGCGAGGAAGCCGUCACCACACCGCGACCCACAGCACCGCCUGCACCACCGAGCAUCACCAUUGCUGUGGAUUACGCUUCGUCGAGCAGCUCCGAAUCGGUGGAACAACCUAGUCCACCAUUGACCACACCGGGCAGCAUUUACGUGCAUCAUGUGACCACAAUCGAUACCAGCAUCUCGGUGGAUUACGCACCACCCACGCCAACUCCCUAUUUCCCACCAGAAACCACAGUACGAGGUAUCGAAGAACCAUCGGUGGAGGAGACGACACGUCGUCCGUGGAGUGAAGUCCCCACCACAGCGGCGCCAUUCUUCACCGAUUACCCAGCCGAGGUGCUCAUUACCACGCAUCGCACAAGUGCCGGACGGUUUACCACAGUGCAACCACCUAUUGUGCAAGAGACAACCACAGCACCAGUUGACUAUGAACCACCUAUGGCGGUGCCAACCACAGCUCAGCCGCCAUACAUUGUGGUCACAAUCGGCGAGGCGAGUCCAUUGCCGCCAAUAACCACAAUGUUGCCACCCGUAGUGACUACGCAACGUUCGGUGGUGCAAACAACCAACCCAACCACUGGCGUACCCUACGAACGGGAGCCGAGCACCACACAACUGCCGCCGGCCAUCACAAUGCCAAUGCCGGUGGAACUAACAACACCUCAACCUAUGGUCACCGAGGAUCUGCAUGCGCCGAUUGCACCACCGUUGACUACCUUGGAACCUGCGCGGGAAACAACUCUGCCACCGAUAGCGGUGGUAACCCUGCCACCCGUAACAGUGGUAACAUUACCACCAGUGACAGUGGUAACCCUGCCACCUUCACCCAUGCCAACGGAACCGCCGCUGCCAAGUCAACCCGCGGUUACGGUGCAACCAACGCCACCUUCGACACAGUCCGCGCAGACGUUGCCACCGCCCACGUCACCGCUGUAUGUGUAUAGCACACCUGGGCAGCCAGAGUUGCCAGCACAGACCAAAGCACCCGUAACCGAGAGCAGCAGCAGCGAGGAAACCGAUGGCACCAACACAGUGGCAACAGGCGGAGGGGCUGUUGCUCCUGGUGGAGGUGGAGGUGCAGAGGAGAAGUCUGGCGACGUCGAUUGCAUUAAAUUGGGUUGCUACAAUGGCGGCACUUGUGUGACCACAUCGGAAGGUUCUCGGUGCGUUUGCCGCUUUGACCGUCAGGGACCGCUUUGUGAGCUGCCAAUAGUGAUAAGGAAUGCCGCAUUCUCUGGCGAUUCAUAUGUCUCGCAUCGCAUCUACAAGGACAUACCAUCACAUGAGGCAUUGGAUGCCGUGCUGCCGAUGCACAUUCAGCUAAAGGUGCGCACGCGGGCGACCAACGGAUUGAUCAUGCUGGCCGCAGCGCAGGGCACAAAAGGUGGACACUACAUGGCGCUAUUUCUGCAGAAGGGUCUAAUGCAGUUCCAGUUCUCGUGCGGUCUGCAAACGAUGCUGCUGAGCGAACUGGAAACGCCUGUGAAUACAGGCCAUGAAAUUACCAUUCGAGCUGAAUUGGACUUCAGCCGCAAUUACACGCACUGCAAUGCCUCGCUGCUCGUCAACGACACGUUGGCCAUGUCCGGGGAUCAACCAACAUGGCUAAAGCUGUUGCCACCGCGCCUGCACACGCCCGAGGUCAUAUUGAACACUUGGCUGCAUUUGGGCGGCGCCCCCCAGGCGCCAAUUGGCCUCAUUAUCGAACUGCCGCCAGCCCAAAGCGGCACUGGUUUCACCGGCUGCCUCCACACUCUCCGCAUCAAUGGACAAGCGCGCGAAAUAUUUGGCGAUGCGCUGGAUGGCUUUGGCAUUACGGAAUGCGGCUCAUUGGCCUGCCUGUCGAGUCCCUGCCGCAAUGGCGCCGCUUGCAUUAAGAUCGAAUCAAAUGAGCUGGACGAGAACGGUGACAAGGCCGAGAAAUGGAAAUGCAAAUGCCCCACCGGCUACAUGGGCCCCACCUGCGAGAUAUCCGUUUGCGAGGACAAUCCAUGUCAAUACGGUGGCACCUGUGUGCAAUUCCCGGGCAGCGGUUACCUCUGCCUCUGUCCGCUGGGCAAGCACGGACAUUACUGCGAACACAAUCUCGAGGUGGCGCUGCCUUCGUUCUCGGGCAGCGUAAAUGGACUGUCAUCGUUUGUGGCCUACACUGUGCCCGUGCCAUUGGAAUAUUCGCUGGAGUUGAGCUUCAAAAUUCUGCCACAGACCAUGUCACAAAUCUCGUUGCUUGCCUUCCUCGGUCAGUCGGGCUAUCAUGACGAGAAGAGCGAUCAUCUCGCCGUCAGCUUCAUACAGGGUUACAUUAUGCUCACAUGGAAUCUGGGUGCUGGACCGCGUCGCAUUUUCACCCAGAAACCCAUUGACUUCCGGCUGGAUGCACCUCGCGUUCCCUACGAAAUCAAAGUCGGUCGCAUUGGACGCCAGGCCUGGCUCUCAGUGGAUGGAAAGUUCAAUAUUACGGGUCGCUCGCCGGGCAGCGUCAGUCGCAUGGAUGUGCUACCCAUCCUCUAUUUGGGUGGCCAUGAGAUUGCCAACUUCAACACACUGCCGCAUGAUCUGCCGCUGCACUCAGGCUUCCAGGGUUGUAUCUACGAUGUGAAUCUCAAGGCCGGACAGGUAACGGUGCCGCUGCAGGAGACUCGUGGCGUCCGUGGCCGCGGUGUGGGACAAUGUGGCACAAGGGAGUGCCAUCGACAUGCCUGCCAGCACGAUGGCGCCUGCUUGCAGCAUGGUGCAACCUUCACCUGCAUUUGCCAGGAAGGCUGGUAUGGUCCUCUGUGUGCACAACCCUCCAAUCCCUGUGACUCCUUCAACAACAAAUGCUACGAGGAGGCAACCUGUGUGCCCCUCGUCAAUGGCUACGAAUGCGACUGUCCUGUGGGACGCACCGGCAAGAAUUGUGAGGAAGAAAUACGUUCGCUGAGCGAUGUCUCACUGACUGGUCGUCGCUCGUAUUUGGCCGUGCGUUGGCCAUAUCUCUAUGAUGGUGGCGACAAAAUGGGUUCCAAGCGCUCCCAAAUGGUUAGCUAUCGCAACUUUACGAAGAAACUGAUGCCACCCAAACCCAUCUCGACGCCAAGCACACAUUUUGUGAUGAAACUGCUCAACGAGGUGGAGAAACAGCGCAGCUUCUCUCCAGUGCCGUUGAUGGGCUCCAAGACCUUCGAGGAGCAUCAUCGCGUGCAAUUCUUCUUCAUCGAGUUCCAGCUGCGACCGCUCUCUGAGCGUGGACUGUUGCUCUACUUUGGCACACUGAACAACAAUCAAGACAAGAAGAUUGGCUUUGUGUCACUGUCGCUUCAAGGCGGCGUCGUCGAAUUCCGCAUCUCGGGUCCCAGCAAUCAUGUGACUGUAGUGCGCAGCGUACGCAUGUUGGCCAUUGGUGAAUGGCACAAGAUCAAGAUGGCUCAACGGGGACGCUGGCUCACCUUGUGGGUGGAGGGCAGUGCCUCGUCCGCUUUGGCUCCCUCAGCAGAAGUGCUGGUCGAACCGGAUUCAUUGCUCUACAUUGGCGGCUUGAAGGAUGUGUCCAAGCUGCCGCACAAUGCCAUCUCCGGUUUUCCGAUCCCAUUCCGAGGCUGUGUGCGUGGCCUGGUUGUGAGCGGCACUCGCAUUGUGCUGAAUGAAACGAAUAUUGUGGAGUCUCGCAAUAUUCGCGAUUGCGAUGGCACCGCUUGCGGUGGCGACUCAUGUGAAUCGGGCGGUCAUUGCUGGCUAGAUGAGAAGUUGCAGCCGCACUGCAUCUGUCCGGAUUAUGCCAAGGGCGAUCGUUGUGAAUACUCGGAGACCUGUAAGCUGAUACCCUGCAAGAACAAUGGACGCUGUUUGCGCAGUGGACGCUGCUCAUGUCCCAAUGGCUGGGGCGGAUUCUACUGUGAGAUUGCUUUAAGCAAGCCGACAACGCCAAGCUUCCGUGGCAACAGUUACCUGAUCUUGCCACCCCCUCGCAUCCCCAUGAAAGACAAAAGACGCGGCCCUUCGGUGCUCUAUUCCGCUGCCCGACCACGCGAAGCCAUACAAAUCUCGCUAAACUUCUCCACCAUCGAACCGGACGGUCUAUUGCUCUGGAGUGAGCACAAUCAAAUUAAAUUCUUGGGUCUCGGUCUAGAAAAUGGGCAUCUUAAGCUUGCCAGCAAUCUGUUGGGCAGCAAUAACGAUACGGUUCAGGCCCCAGCGAGUGGCUUUAUUGCCGAUGGCGCUUGGCACGGCACAAGUGUACUUUUGGAUCGUACACGUUUGGAACUGCAGCUGGAUGGCGAGGUCAUUUUCACCGAACGUUUGCCGGAGCUUAUGCGGCGAGCUACAACAACAACACCAACGACAACAGCAUUGCAGCGAAGAGCGGGUAAAGAGCCAACGAUUAGCUACGAGGAUAUUUUCUAUUUAGGUGGCUUCCCCAAACAGGAAUCGGUGAGCAAACGGACGCAAGGCCGCUUCUUUGAACCAUUUAAGGGCUGCCUUCAAGACAUACAAUUCGGUGCAGAGCCGAGAGCCGUUAUAAGCGAUUUCUCGGCGUACCAGGGCGAGAAUAUUGGCUCUUGUGAUUUGCAUGGUGAUGAGCCGAUUGUUGUAUAAAUCAAAGAAGGAAUCAAACAAGAAAUAGACGAAAAUAAAAAUAUAAAGAUUGUAUAACCUAUUAUAGAAUUAUUCGUAUAUUUAUGUGAAUUGCAAAUUAACUCAUUGUGGAUGAAAUGUCAAGAAAAACUGGAAACAAAAGAAAACCCCGAUAAAUAUAGUACUUAAGCUAAAUGUUAAGGGAGUUUAUAUAUCACAAAGGCCCCAAUCCAAAAAAUAAAAAAGAAAAAUGAAAUUCAAUGUAUACAGAUGGAGACAAGCUAUUUGAAGCAUAACGAAAUGGAACGUAAUUUUGUAAAUUUUAUAGAAAUAACUGACAAAAAGGAGAAAAAAAAAACAAAAAGUUUAGAUUAAAAAGAGGCAUAAAAUCAUGGAUCAGAAAUGAUAUUAUAAUAAAAAGAAAAAUUGUGGUUUAUCAAUAAAUUGAGCAGAACUAAGAAACACUUGAACAAAAUUGUAGUUUAGGAGCUAAAUCUAGCAAAAACCAAAGCAAAAAAAAAACAGAUACUUCUCUUACGUAA
Messenger RNA from Drosophila albomicans, 8466 nucleotides. RefSeq names its product protein eyes shut (gene eys). Gene Ontology annotation, cellular component: protein-containing complex; plasma membrane. Gene Ontology annotation, molecular function: calcium ion binding. Bases 1472 to 7945 code for a protein of 2157 amino acids. Gene Ontology annotation, biological process: heterophilic cell-cell adhesion; establishment or maintenance of epithelial cell apical/basal polarity. NCBI's taxonomy places the organism in Eukaryota, Metazoa, Arthropoda, Insecta, Diptera, Drosophilidae. The transcript is spliced from 14 exons. The record is from RefSeq and is a predicted model, not a curated record.